Messenger RNA from Lontra canadensis (Northern American river otter), 1098 nucleotides. It is a transcript of the gene CALHM6, whose product is annotated as calcium homeostasis modulator family member 6. The transcript has 2 exons. Lineage: Eukaryota; Metazoa; Chordata; Mammalia; Carnivora; Mustelidae. The coding region runs from base 70 to 1023 and encodes 317 amino acids. Gene Ontology annotation, molecular function: monoatomic cation channel activity. The record is from RefSeq and is a predicted model, not a curated record.
CAGGAGCAGCGCCCUGAAGAGGCAGAAGCUGAGAGGCCCGUGCACGGCGCGCGCGGGGGUAGGCGGCCCAUGGAUAAGUUCCGGACGGUGCUGGACCUGCACCUCAAGCAUCACAGCACGCUGGGCUACGGCCUGGUGACCCUCCUGACGGCGGGCGGCGAGCGCGUGUUCUCCACCGCGGUAUUCCAGUGUCCCUGCAGCGCCACCUGGAACCUGCCCUACGGCCUUGUCUUCCUGCUGGUGCCCGCGCUCGCCCUCUUCCUGCUGGGCUACGUGCUCAACGCGCGCACCUGGCGCCUGCUGACCGGCUGCUGCGCGCGCGGCGCCCGCUCCGGGGGCUGCGGCGCGGGGCGGCGGGGCGUCCUGGUGUUCGCGCAGCUCAGCGCCACCGCCGCGGUCGCGCCGCUCACCUGGGUGUCGGUGGCGCUGCUCGGGGGCGCCUUCUACGAGUGCGCCGCCUCCGGGAGCGCCCCCCUGGCGCGGCGCCUGUGCCAGGGCCGCGACCCCACCUGCGAGGCCCGGCUGCCGCUGGCGCCCUGCAGCCCGGCCCAGGCGUCCGACGCGCAGGACCUGCUGAAGGAGCUCAAGGCCCAGUCGCAGGUUCUGGGCUGGAUCCUGAUAGCAGUUGUCAUCAUCUUCCUUCUGAUCUUUACAUCUGUCUCCCGAUGCCUAUCUCCAGUUAGUUUCCUGCAGCUGAAAUUCUGGAAAAUCUAUUUGGAACAGGAGCAGCAGAUCCUUAAAAGUCAGGCCACAGAGCAUGCAACAGAACUGGCCAAAGAGAAUAUUAAAUGUUUCUUUGAAUGCACGCAUCCAAAGCAGUACAAUACCCCCACUGUCAAAGACUGGCAGCAAAUUUCCUCACUGUAUACUUUCAAUCCAAAGGACCAGUACUACAGCAUGUUGCACAAAUAUGUCAACAGAAAAGAGAAGAGUCAUAGUAUCCGAUCUAACGAAGGAGAUGUAGUGAUUCCCAUUCUCGGCUUUGUAGAUACACCUGGUAUUAACACUGCUGCUGAGUUAUGACCUUAUGAAUGAAUACAGGGAAAGUUCUUUUGAGUUUUCACUACAUUAAAAAAUAAAAAGCUUUGGUAUCGUGUA